Dracunculus medinensis (Guinea worm) is the source of this 1422-nucleotide messenger RNA. Lineage: Eukaryota; Metazoa; Nematoda; Chromadorea; Rhabditida; Dracunculidae. The record is from the annotation of a GenBank genome assembly.
AUGGCUGGCUCGAGGAAACGAAAAUUUUAUGAAGUUUCCGAUGAAAAUAUUGCUAUUCAAAAAUUUAAACGAUAUCACCAAAAAAUUUGCGAUGCAUCGAUAGAUUUACCAAUCGAGAAGCCAAUUCGACGAAUGAAUCGUAUAUUAAUUGAUUCGAAAGAUGAUGUAUUUAUAUUUGUUGAUUUCGCGAAAUAUGUAAGGAAAAGCGUGGAUAUCAAACUUAUUAUUUGUCUUCUUUCGCGCUACAACGCUUCUCUUUCAGCUUUUGAUACAUCAAUUUUCGAUUUGCUUCGUAUCCUAGAACGAACAUAUCAAAUUAAUUUAAGUGCAUUUUUUCCUCUGACGUGGAGUUCGCAAGCAAAGGACAGUUAUCAACAAUUGCAAAAUUUCGGUGCAACAUUACACAAUCGUUUAACAUCUGACCAAGUUUUGGGACACUUGGAUCCUGAAAGAGUAUGGUUAUCUCUGCUCGCAAUAGAUGCAAAAAAAGUGAAGUGUGAUCAAAAUUUGUAUGAUCCUCGUUUCCUUCUUCGCUGUUUCAUCUCGACUGUGGAGGAAGGAUCUGAUGUUAAUUUUUUUCAAAAAUUUUUUCUAACCAACAAUUUUCAGUUAACAGCCCGUAAAUUUAUCGAUAGCAAUGCACUGUCCUUUGCAUUUGCAGCAACGAGUUGUUCUGACAAGAAAGAGCGAGCUGUUUCAUACUACAUUCUUCGAAGGUUUUUGGAACGCUUGAAUGAAUUAAGCGCUGAAAAUUUUGUUGAAAAGCCCUUAUUUGCUUAUCUUCUGAGAAUAUUCAGGAAUAGUAUUCCUCGUCCAAAUGAAAGACUUCCUCAUGUCGUUUCGCAUUUUUUCGCCCGAACGAGCAAAUUAUUGCUUAAUCCAUCAGAUUCAGUUUAUGCCUCAAUUUUGGCCUUUCUUACUCUUAAGCCAACAGUGGAUAUUGGGAACGUCCCAGAAUUUUAUAAACUAUUUUUGAGCUCAAGUACUCAUUUCCAUAAUGAUGAAAGGCACUGGAUCUUAAAACUUUUAUCUGGUGCUAUGAUUGAGCCCAAUGAUUACAAUAUUUUGCAGAAAAAAUCUGGAAUCACGCUGUGUUUAUCACUUUUUGCUUCCAAUAUAUCCGAUCGAAUUACUAGAAAAUAUAUUUUGUUAAUUCUUCGUUCGGUGUUGAAAUUUCCAUCUUUAGCAUAUGACCUUUUUCAUCGCCAUAAUUUUCAUUCUUGGAUUGCAUUGACAAUUCAACAGUCGUUCAUAUCUCAAUGGGAUGCUGUAUUUUUAUGUCAGUUGUUUAUAACGUUAUAUGAGCAGAUAAAAAGUUACUGUUUAAUUAAACGUAAAAAUCCGAUGAAGCUUGGUUCUGUAUCAAUGAAACAACGAAUGCUUCAGAUGGUGGCGCCGAAGGUUGAUUUUUUAUUGUUUUGA